Messenger RNA from Brassica napus (rape), 865 nucleotides. RefSeq lists its product as uncharacterized. The record is from RefSeq and is a predicted model, not a curated record. Lineage: Eukaryota; Viridiplantae; Streptophyta; Magnoliopsida; Brassicales; Brassicaceae. Bases 214 to 726 code for a protein of 170 amino acids. The transcript has 3 exons.
GGAUAUAGUUACAGAACAAUUAAAAAAAAAAUCCAACGAGGCGAAGGCGAGACGGAGUGGUACACAACCUUUGUUCCUUCCUUCAUUCCCCCUAUAGAAGAGACAAGAAAAGAGAAGAUAAGAGCUUCUUCUUCUUUGUCGUCUCUUCUGUUAAGAAAAAGAAGUCUCACUGCUUCCCUUGUUUGAUCUCUGAAAAAGGAAUCUGUCUUUGCAAUGGAUCAGAUGUUCAACAAGGUUGGAUCCUACUGGUUAGGUCAGAAGGCGAACAAGCAAUUUGACUCUGUUGGUGACGAUAUCAACUCGAUAUCAACGAGCAUCGAAGGAGGAGCAAAAUGGUUGGUCAACAAAUUCAAAGGAACAAUGCAGAAGCCGUUGCCUGAGUUGCUGAAAGAAUAUGAUUUGCCUGUGGGUAUCUUCCCACGCGAUGCUACAAACUACGAGUUCGAUGAACAGACCAAGAAACUGACGGUGCUGAUUCCAUCAGUCUGCGAAGUUGGGUACAAGGAUUCAUCCGUCCUCAAAUUCACCACAACAGUAACGGGAUAUCUGGAGAAAGGGAAGCUAAGUGAGGUGGAAGGGAUGAAGACAAAAGUGAUGAUAUGGGUGAAAGUCACAAGCAUCUCUGCGGACUCAUCAAAGGUGUAUUUCACUGCGGGGAUGAAGAAGAGCAGAAACCGAGAUGCUUAUGAGGUUCUUAGAGAUGGCGUUCGAGUUGAUAAAUUCUAACUCCAUCUUGCUGAUAUAUUUUCAUCUGUUAUCAAUUCAAUUAUGAAGUUUCAAGCUUUUUAUGGGUUUGCAUGAUGGUGUUAUUGAUUUGAAAGAAUUAACUUGUGCUGCAUGAAUCAAAUUGAAGAAGAUGAAUAUU